CAACAAAAAGAAACUUUUAUUCAUAGGGAGAGAAAAGGAAAGAAAGAAAAUGGUCCAAAAAGAAAAACAUGAGGAUGGAAAACAAUAACGUAGCUAGGUUCAAAUUCAACAUCCUUAUCCAUACAAACACUCAGAAGAACUCUCAAAUGGAGAAGAAGCAACCAUGAACAUUACUCUACUUCAACCACCACCAUCAUCACCAAUCUCACUCUCUUACCCACCACUCCACCAUUCUUCUUCUCCAUUCAACUUCAUCAACACCAAAACAAAAACCAACUCUUUUAUCUUAAACUACUCAAACACAUCAUCAUCAAUCACAACAACCUCAAAAACAGAACCACGCGACCAAAAGCUUCUAACAUUGUUACAGCAAAGAAAAACAGAGGAAGCUUGGAUCGUGUACACUCAUUCUACUCACCUCCCUAACCCCACUUGUCUCAGCCGUUUACUCUCUCAGCUUUCUUACCUUAACACUCCUUCUUCUCUCACGCGCGCACAGUCCAUCCUCACGCGCCUCCGUAAUGAAUCCCAACUCCACCGUCUUGACUCCAACUCCCUCGGCCUACUCGCCGUCGCCGCUGCUAAAGCUGGCCAUACUCUCUACGCUUCCUCUGUUGUCAAAUCCAUGCUUCGCUCCGGCUACCUCCCGCAUGUCAAAGCUUGGAGUGCCGUUGUAAGCUGUCUCGCCUCUGACGAUGAUGUUUCGGGACCUUCUGAGGCUCUCCGUCUCUUCCAAGCUGUCACGCGCCGGAUAAAGAAGCUCCCUGACAUCAACUUGGCGGCGGAUUCGGCACCUGACACGGUGGCUUUCAAUGCUGCGCUCAAUGCAUGUGCUAAUUUGGGUGAUGGUAAGAUGUUCUUGCAGGUGUUUGAUGAAAUGACGCAGUUUGGUGUUUUGCCUGAUUCUUUGAGUUAUAACAUUGUGAUGAAACUGUGUUGUGGAAAUAAUAGGAAGGAUUUGCUUGUGUUUGUGUUGGAGAGGAUUCUUCAGUUGAAUAUACCUUUGUGUAUGACCACUUUGCAUUCACUUGUUGCUGCUUAUGUUGAUUUUAAUGAUUUGGAAACUGCUGAGAAAAUUGUUCAGGCAAUGAGGGAAAAAAGGAGAGAUAUUUGUAGGAUACUUAGAGAGUCCAAUUCACAAGAUUCUUUUGAAAAUUCUGAUGAUGAUGAUGAUUCUGUUUUUCAUAAGUUGCUUCCAAAUUUGAUGAUGGAUAAGAGUGGAAAUGGCAAUGGUAAUGAGAAAGAUGCACUUUUGUUGCCAGAAGCAUAUACACCUAACACCAGAAUUUACACCACUCUAAUGAAAGGUUAUAUGAAGGCAGGGCGUGUUACGGAUACGGUACGAAUGCUCGAGGCAAUGCGUUGUCAGGAUGAUAGUGCCAGUCACCCUGACCAUGUUUCGUACACCACUGUGGUUUCGGCACUUGUGAAAGCUGGUUUCAUGGAUCGGGCACGUGAAGUUCUUGCUGAAAUGACAAGAAUCAGUGUGCCUGCAAACCGGAUAACCUACAAUAUUCUCCUCAAGGGUUACUGUGAACAGCUGCAGAUGGACAUGGCAAGGGAGCUGCUUAAGGAGAUGGACGAGAAUGCCGGGAUUCAGCCUGAUGUGGUGUCCUAUAAUAUACUUAUUGAUGGUUGUAUAUUGGUUGAUGACAGUGCUGGUGCUCUUUCCUUCUUUAAUGAGAUGAGGGCAAAGGGGAUAGCUCCCACAAAGAUUAGUUACACAACUUUGAUGAAAGCUUUUGCUUUGUCUGGUCAGCCAAAGCUAGCUCAAAGGGUCUUCGACGAAAUGGCGAAUGACACUCGAGUUAGGGUGGAUUUAAUUGCUUGGAAUAUGUUGGUUGAAGGAUAUAGCAAGUUAGGGUUGGUAGAAGAGGCAAAGAAAGUUAUUCAAAAGAUGAAGGAAAAUGGAUUUUACCCUAAUGUGAGCACCUAUGGAAGUUUUGCCAGUGGAAUUGCAUUGGCAAGAAAACCUGGUGAAGCACUUAUACUUUGGAAUGAAGUGAAGGAAAGGUGUGAGUUGAAUAAGGAAGGAGGGAAAACUGAUUCUUCUGUUCCACCUUUGAAACCUGAUGAAGGGCUUUUGGAUAAACUUGCUGAUAUAUGUGUGAGGGCUGCUUUCUUUAAAAAGGCCUUGGAAAUUGUGGCUUGCAUGGAAGAAAAUGGGAUAUCUCCUAACAAGACCAAGUAUACUAGAAUAUAUGUGGAAAUGCAUUCAAGAAUGUUUACUAGUAAACAUGCUUCAAAGGCUAGACAAGACAGAAGAGUGGAGAGAAAAAGAGCUGCUGAGGCAUUUAAGUUUUGGUUGGGUUUGCCUAAUUCUUAUUAUGGAAGUGAGUGGAGGUUAGAACCUCUUGAUGGAUAUGAGUGACACUACCUCUCAUUAGGUUGGAUCUGCUACAUCAAGUAGAAAAGAGGAUACGUAUAUAGUACACUUGUAUACUAGAAAGUAGAAAUCAAUGUAAUAACCUUUAAAAAUCAAAAGUGGCUAUUUUUCUUUGAAAAUGGUCUUUUUGGAUUACUUAUAUACAAUUUUGGAAUAUCACGGCUUAUCAAGAA
Messenger RNA from Trifolium pratense (red clover), 2559 nucleotides. RefSeq names its product pentatricopeptide repeat-containing protein At3g09650, chloroplastic. Gene Ontology annotation, molecular function: protein binding. The transcript has a single exon. The coding region runs from base 164 to 2371 and encodes 735 amino acids. NCBI's taxonomy places the organism in Eukaryota, Viridiplantae, Streptophyta, Magnoliopsida, Fabales, Fabaceae. The record is from RefSeq and is a predicted model, not a curated record.